AUGAGAGCCUGGGAGGAAGGCUGGCUGUUCAGGGAUCGCUUCAAGCAUGUCUUCUACUUCAACUGCAGAGAGCUGGCCCAGUCUGAGACAGUGAGUCUCUCUGAGCUCAUCACAAAAGACUGGGCGGCUCCUGAUGCACCCAUUGGGCAGAUCCUGUCUCAGCCAGAGCAGCUGCUCUUCAUUCUUGAUAACUUAGAUGAACCCAAAUGGGACUUGAAGGAGCAGAGUUCUGAGUUCUGUCCACAAUGGAGCCAGCAGCAGCAGGUGCACACACUGCUGAGCAGUUUGCUGAAGAAAACCUUACUUCCCACAGCUUCCCUGCUGAUCACAGCUCGGAUCACAGCUCUGGGACAACUCAUUCCUUCUUUAAAGCAUCCUCACUGGGUGGAGGUCCUGGGAUUCUCCGAAUCGGCCAGGAAGGAGUAUUUCUACAAAUAUUUCACAGAUGAGAGCCAAGCAAUUAGAGCCUUUACCUCAGUUGAAUCCAACCCGGCUCUCUUCACCAUGUGUCUCAUGCCUUUGGUGUCCUGGCUGGUCUGCACUUGCCUGAAAAAGCAGAUGGAGCAGGAGCAACCACUCUCACUGACCUCCCAGACGACCACAGCCCUCUGUCUCCACUACUUUUUCCACGUUCUCCAGGUUCAGUCCCUUGGGACUAAGCUGAGAGACUUCUGCUCUCUGGCUGCUGAAGGCACCUGUCAAAGAAAGACUCUUUUCAGCCCCGAGAACUUCAGGAAACAUGGGUUAGAUGCUUCCAUCAUCUCCAGUCUCUUAAACAUGGGUGUUCUUCGAGAGCACCCCACCCCUCGGAGCUACAGCUUCAUUCACCUGUGCCUCCAGGAGUUCUUUGCAGCAAUGUCCUAUGCUUUAGGCGAUAGAGUGUUGAAAAGCAGUCGCUUUAAAAACAUCAAAAUUAAAACAGACUUGACAGAUGUAUAUGACAGGCGUGACCUGUUUGGGAAACCAAUCAUAUGUUUCCUAUUUGGUCUUUUGAGUGAUCACGGGAUGAGAGAGUUGGAGAGUAUCUUCAAAUGCAGCCUGUCUCGGAAGAGGCUUCGCUCUCUGCUGCUCUUGGCCCAGAGGGAAGGUCCUCUGCAGCAGUAUCUGACCAUGUGA
This is a messenger RNA of Myotis davidii, 1116 nucleotides long. Its product is annotated as NACHT, LRR and PYD domains-containing protein 1-like. NCBI's taxonomy places the organism in Eukaryota, Metazoa, Chordata, Mammalia, Chiroptera, Vespertilionidae. The transcript is spliced from 3 exons. Gene Ontology annotation, cellular component: cytoplasm. Bases 1 to 1116 code for a protein of 371 amino acids. The record is from RefSeq and is a predicted model, not a curated record. Gene Ontology annotation, biological process: regulation of inflammatory response.